CGCUUUUAAUUCAUAAUGAGCUACAACAAGGUCUCGCUGGCCGCGUCCCCAGUGCUCUUUGCACUCAUGUGGCAGUUUAGGAGCGAGCCAUUAGCCGUGUGCACCUGCAUUUCGCUGCUAGCAGGACUGACAACCUGGUGCAUCAUACCGCUGGACAGUGCCGUCGUUCAAGCGCGUUGGACUGUCGGGGGUCGAUAUGGCAAAGCCCUCGCGCCCAUUGCUGGCUGAGAGCAUGGGCGUGCUGGCAGCGACAAUAUACCUGAUAGCGACGUUCCUGUUCAUUCCUGCGCAAUUCAGCGCACUGUGGUCGGCUGACUUGCAGACGCUGGCCAACACGAGGUUGUUUCCGUUCGACCGGCUCGGGAUGUAUCUGUCUGCGCUGCUGUCGCUGCAGAGUAUGGUGUUCCUGGGAUUUGCCGAUGAUGUGUUCGAUCUGCGGUGGCGGUUCAAGCUGUUUCUGCCGACGAUUGCGUCGAUUCCCGUACUGACCGUGUACUAUGUUGGAUACGGCGUAACACAUGUCAUGGUGCCAGUGUUUCUGCGCGAUAUCCUGGGAACCAAGACAGUCGAGCUUGGCGUGCUAUACUACGUGUACAUUGGGUUGAUGGCGGUGUUCUGCACCAACGCAAUCAACAUCCUCGCAGGCAUCAACGGUGUCGAGGUCGGCCAGUCGAUAGUCAUUGCCUUGUCCAUCAUCGCCAAGGACAUCGCCAACAUCAACAAUUCGAACCUCGAGGCACAGCAGAACCACAUGUUCUCCCUGUACCUGCUGCUGCCCUUUGUUUCGGUGUCCACGGCCCUGUACUACUGGAACGUAUAUCCAGCACGGGUAUUUGUCGGCGACACGUACUGCUAUUUUGCCGGCAUGACGUUUGCCGUAUGUGGAAUCCACGGCCACUUUUCCAAGACACUGCUGCUGCUGUUUGUGCCGCAAGCGUUCAACUUUGUGUACUCGGCGCCGCAGAUUUUUGGCUUUGUGCCGUGUCCUCGCCACCGGCUGCCCAAGAUGGCAGCUGGAUCGACGUACAUGGUCGCGAGCCGGACAACGCUGGAGGCUGCCAAGCCGCUGGGUCUACGCAUCCUGCGGCUGUACGAACUGCUCGGGAUCCUGGAUGUGGAGCGGGAUGAGGAAGGAAACAUGGUCAGCAUCAACAACCUGACACUGCUGAAUCUGGUGCUGGUCAAAUGCAAGCGUUUGACCGAGGCGCAGCUCAACAACCGCAUCUUGCUGAUCCAGGUGGCCAACUCGCUGCUGGCGUUCUUUAUUCGGUACCGCCUGUCCCAUCUUUUCUACUACUGA
This is a messenger RNA of Linderina pennispora, 1300 nucleotides long. RefSeq lists its product as uncharacterized. Gene Ontology annotation, molecular function: UDP-N-acetylglucosamine-dolichyl-phosphate N-acetylglucosaminephosphotransferase activity. Gene Ontology annotation, biological process: dolichol-linked oligosaccharide biosynthetic process; protein N-linked glycosylation. The coding region runs from base 197 to 1300 and encodes 367 amino acids. The transcript is spliced from 2 exons. The record is from RefSeq and is a predicted model, not a curated record. Gene Ontology annotation, cellular component: membrane. Lineage: Eukaryota; Fungi; Kickxellomycota; Kickxellomycetes; Kickxellales; Kickxellaceae.